UUUCAAGAUCUUUUGAAGUAGGAAAAACUCAACCAGAUGGAUCUCCCUGCAGUGAAAUGGAUUUCAUUUACUUUUGGCUGUCUACUGCUGCUCAGUCUGCACCACAGCCUCUCUGCUGAAAUAACCCUGAAGGAAAAGCUGGCUGAUUGUUUGAAUGACACCGACUAUGAAGAGCUGCUGCAGACAGCGAAGACAGGCCUUCCACCCAUAAAGACACCUCAUAAUGUUAUUAUUGUUGGAGCUGGGAUGGCUGGACUGACAGCAGCUAAACUACUUAAAGAUGCAGGACACACGGUGACCAUACUGGAGGCAAGUGAACGAGUUGGAGGCCGGGUGGAGACCUACAGGGAUAAAGAUGGGUGGUACAUUGAAGUAGGUGCCAUGAGGAUCCCAAGUACUCAUCAUAUCCUCCGCUGGUAUAUCAAAACUCUGGGGAUCCAGCUGAGUCCCUUUAUCAUGGAUGACAACAAUACCUUUGUCCGAGUAAAUGGGAAGACACACCGAACCUCUGAAGUGAAAAAGAACCCAAACAUCCUGAACUUCGACUUGCCACCAAAUGAAAAAGGAAGAUCAGCCAGUAAGCUGCUAAGCGAUGCGUUAAAAUCGGUGAAAGAUGAAGUGGAAGCUCAUGGCUGCAGGGCUGCACUCAGAAAAUAUGACCACUACUCUGUACAGGAGUAUCUGAAGGAGGUGGGAGGACUGAGUCAUGAGGCCAUCAGGAUGAUUGGAGAACUACUGAAUGAACAGAACCUUAUGUACACUGCGCUGACUGAGAUGAUUUAUGACCAAACUGAGAUCACUGACAACACAACGUUCUAUGAGGUGAUUGGUGGGACGGACCUCAUCCCCACAUAUUUUUCUUCUGUCUUUGAUCUCCCUGUUUCCCUGAACUCCAGGGUUAAGCGUAUCAGCCAAUCAGAUGAAGGUGUUAUUGUCUCUUAUCAGAGACAUAAUGAGCCCUCACUUUCCCACCUUCAUGCUGAUGUUGUCCUGAUAACAACCACAACCAAAGCCACCCUUUUCAUGGACUUUGAUCCACCUCUCUCCAUUCAGAAGAUGGAGGCCCUGAGGUCAGUCCACUAUGGCAGUGCUACAAGACUCCAUCUCACCUUCAAAGAAAAAUUCUGGGAAAAAGAUGGAAUCCGAGGUGGAAAGAGCAUCACAGACGGGCCCUCUCGUUUUAUCUACUACCCCAGCCACAGUUUCCCAAAUAAGACCAUCGGUGUCAUCUUAGCUUCCUACACCUGGUCUGAUGAUUCCCUCCUCUUCCUCGGAGCCAGUGAUGAAAGCCUUAAGGAGCUGGUUCUAAGAGAUUUGGCUCUGAUCCAUGGAGAGCACAUCAAGUCCCUCUGCACUGGUGUCUUGGUGAAAAAGUGGAGUCUGGAUCCGUACAGCCUGGGCGCCUUCGCUCUAUUCACCCCCUACCAACACCUAGAGUAUGCCAAGGAGCUCUUCAGGCCUGAAGGAAGGAUACACUUUGCUGGGGAACACACAGCUUUUCCUCAUGCUUGGAUCGAAACGUCUAUGAAAUCUGCAAUCAGGGCGGCCAAGAAUAUUACCAAGGCAGCUCUGAUGAGUUCAGAUAAAAGUCAAGGCCGAGAUGAGCUUUGAGGUCUG
This is a messenger RNA of Melanotaenia boesemani (Boeseman's rainbowfish), 1617 nucleotides long. RefSeq names its product L-amino-acid oxidase-like. Lineage: Eukaryota; Metazoa; Chordata; Actinopteri; Atheriniformes; Melanotaeniidae. The record is from RefSeq and is a predicted model, not a curated record. Gene Ontology annotation, biological process: amino acid catabolic process. Gene Ontology annotation, molecular function: L-amino-acid oxidase activity; polyamine oxidase activity. The transcript has 8 exons. Bases 37 to 1611 code for a protein of 524 amino acids.